UUCUGAUCGUUGCAGACCCCUUUUCUCCUUUCUUUCUUUCUUCUGGUUUCUUCCUAUUCUACUAUUUUCAGUUCUCAUUUACAUGGCUAUUCGAAAUAAAAAAAGAGCGGCUCGUGAUCCCGACCUUGCAGCUAAAAGAGGCACAGAUAAUACUGAUCUGGGAGAGAACUUAGGCGGAGUUCUUGUUAAUGGUGAUCCGAAUGAGCCUACAAUAGCUGAGAAACUUGUAAGUUUAAAUUUAAUAGAAAAUGGAAAAAUUGAAACCAAUGAAAUCCAAGAAAGAAGAGAACCCUCUCCUCCUGGCAAGCCUCCCUCCGCAGAUUCAGUCAAUAUUCUGCUUAAGCAGGCGCUGCAUGCUAAUGAUCACGCACUUCUGUUAGAUUGCUUAUACACUCAAGAUGAGAAGGUUAUAGCAAAUUCAGUAUCUCACUUGAAUCCAUCUGAUGUUCUUAAGCUUUUACAUUCUCUUGUAUCUAUAACACAAUCGAGGGGCGCCGUAUUGGCAUGUGCCCUCCAUUGGAUAAAAAGUUUACUUCUUCAUCAUGCCAGUGGAAUCAUGUCCCAGGAAUCAUCUCUUCUUGCUCUGAACUCUUUGUAUCAGCUUAUUGAAUCUAGAGUCUCAACUUUUGAAUCAGCUCUUCAAAUAUCAAGUUGCUUAGACCUCCUUUAUGCAGCAAUUAUUGAGGAUGAGGUUGAUGAGGAUGCCACAAGUCCAGUAAUAUUUGAGGACACAGAUGAGAGUGAGAAAGAGGCAAUGGAAACUGAUGAUGAAGAGAAGGAAAAUGGGGAAGCAGUUGAUGAUGCAUCUAAUGGGACCAGAUUUGAAGGGUUCGAUGACUUGAGUGACUGAUUUGUAAUCACGAUAGGUUCAGGUUCAUUCUGUUUAAAGCUGGUUAAGUGAUAUGGUAACCAUCAUACGAUGGAAAGCAAGGAGUCUCACAGAUGAUGAUCUUGUUUCCAGGAGCACCCCAUUGAAAGUUAAGAUUUUGUAAGUUACACCAGGAAGUAUAGAAACAUGUAUGAGAUAAGAUUUGAUGCAACUGCCACUCUUGCUAUAUCCGUCUCCAUUAGCGGGAUUACUUCUUUUUACUUUAUCAUUCUAUCAAACAAACACCUAAAACCCCAUUCUCCUUUUGGAUUUUAGGAACUCUCCCGAAUUUGCAAUUUGCAUCAGUUUUGCAGGAUGUACUAGUAACAAACUUUUUGUAAACGUUUCCUUUCAAGUAUUAGAAUCA
Molecule: messenger RNA, 1235 nt
Organism: Hibiscus syriacus
Lineage: Eukaryota; Viridiplantae; Streptophyta; Magnoliopsida; Malvales; Malvaceae
Product: WD repeat-containing protein 43-like
Exons: 6
Coding region: 83-850 (255 amino acids)
Biological process (GO): maturation of SSU-rRNA from tricistronic rRNA transcript (SSU-rRNA, 5.8S rRNA, LSU-rRNA)
Cellular component (GO): nucleolus
Source: RefSeq, a predicted model, not a curated record